UGAGGAUGGUCAUUGGUGACAAUUUACAAACAGCAAAGGCAAUAGCUUUGGAAUGUGGGAUACUUAAGUCUGGUGCUGAUGCAACUGAACCAAACCUGAUUGAAGGGAAAAGGUUUAGAGAGUUGUCUGAGGAGGAGAGGAGGGAAGUGGCAGAUAAAAUAUCGGUUAUUGGAAGAUCGUCCCCAAAUGAUAAGCUCUUGCUUGUUCAAGCACUAAGAAGUAACAACCAUAUUGUAGCUGUGACUGGAGAUGGUACUAAUGAUGCUCCUACUCAAUGAUAAAUCAAUUUACAUUCAUUCCAGAUCAGUUAAGACUUUUAAAUGUA
Molecule: messenger RNA, 325 nt
Organism: Lycium barbarum (goji berry)
Lineage: Eukaryota; Viridiplantae; Streptophyta; Magnoliopsida; Solanales; Solanaceae
Product: calcium-transporting ATPase 9, plasma membrane-type-like
Exons: 2
Coding region: 6-278 (90 amino acids)
Cellular component (GO): intracellular membrane-bounded organelle
Molecular function (GO): P-type calcium transporter activity
Source: RefSeq, a predicted model, not a curated record